AUGUCAGCUACUUGGUUAUGUCUUUUAAUGUAUGUUGUUCCUUACAUCUUGUGGACUGUUUCUGGGCCAUGCUAUAUUUGUUCAGCUGAAUGGAGGCUUCGAGAAAAUAUGACGAGUGUUCAGUUCGAAGAUGGAAUUAAUUUAGCGAAUGACGAAGAUAAGUGUGAAGCAAAUGUAAUCAAAGACAUAGAAAAUAAAUUAGAAAUGAUGAACCCAAAGUCAUGGAUCCACGACGAAAUCAAUGGUGCCAAUCUUCGCCAGGAAACUGAGAAAUUUUUCGAAGUGAUUCGAUAUCGUAACAAUACAAACAAAAUACAAGAAAUGAUUGACAAACUAUUAAAUAAAUGGAAAAAAUAUUGGGAACAACAAGAUUUUAAUAAAUGGUCAACGCUUAGAAACUGGUUGAAACUUUCCAAUAUUCGAAGGCGAAUUCAGGUUAUUGAAAAAGAUCUCCGAAACGAUCAAUCGCCAAGAAAUAAGCGAUUAUUAAUGCGAAUCAUAAAAGCUGAAACACUGAUGCAAAUGACAAAAAAGGAACUUCAAGAACUUUAUGCUAAGUACCAUCUCGAAAGCAAAUUAUCAUAUUCAGAAAAUAAGCUACGACAACGAAUCAUGGCUGCGGUAAAAUCGCCUUCUUCUAAGGAAAUUCCAUCACGAGAUAAAAGAAGACGUAAGGUCAGAUAUAAUCAUAUAUAUUGGCCCAAAGCAGCUUACAAACUGUUUUAG
Dracunculus medinensis (Guinea worm) is the source of this 726-nucleotide messenger RNA. The record is from the annotation of a GenBank genome assembly. Lineage: Eukaryota; Metazoa; Nematoda; Chromadorea; Rhabditida; Dracunculidae.